Molecule: messenger RNA, 753 nt
Organism: Ilex paraguariensis (yerba mate)
Lineage: Eukaryota; Viridiplantae; Streptophyta; Magnoliopsida; Aquifoliales; Aquifoliaceae
Source: the annotation of a GenBank genome assembly
CGAAGUUUUAGAGGCCCCUGGCCAGAUAAAUGGAGGCUCAGCUCAGCUCUCUCUUUUCUUUUCUAGGGUUUUAGCAAGAUUCUGCAAGUCGUUCGAUAACUUUCCCUGCUAAUCUUUUCUCUGGUGUAGCUCUCGAUGUCGCGAGUGUAUGUUGGGAAUUUGGAUCCGCGAGUGUCGGAGAGGGAGCUCGAGGACGAGUUUCGGAUUUAUGGAGUUCUGCGAAGUGUUUGGGUUGCUCGAAGGCCUCCUGGAUAUGCAUUUGUUGAGUUUGAUGAUCACAGGGAUGCUCUGGAUGCGAUUCAUGCAUUGGAUGGGAAGAAUGGCUGGCGUGUGGAGCUGUCUCACAAUUCCAAGGGAGUUGGUGGCAGCCGUGGAGGUGGGCGUGGUGGAGGCGAGGACUUGAAGUGUUAUGAGUGUGGUGAACCUGGUCAUUUUGCUCGAGAAUGUCGCUUGCGCAUAGGUCCACGAGGCUUAGGAAGUGGACGUCGCCGAAGCCCCAGUCCUCGUCGCCGCCGUAGUCCAAGUUAUGGGCGUAGGAGUCUCAGCCCUCAAUAUAGCCCUCGUGGGAGAAGAUCUCCUCGGCGCCGCAGCAUAACACCUCGACGUGGUCGUAGCUACAGCAGGUCUCCUCCAUAUCACCGUGCUCAUCGCUAUUCACCUUACGCUAAUGGCAGGCCACCAGCACAUCAUUGUAAACAUUAUGAUUCACUUUAUUCUAAUGGGCUGAGAAGCAGGGACACGGGCACGACAUGA